Molecule: messenger RNA, 1773 nt
Organism: Panicum virgatum (switchgrass)
Lineage: Eukaryota; Viridiplantae; Streptophyta; Magnoliopsida; Poales; Poaceae
Product: histone H3.v1-like
Exons: 9
Coding region: 68-1492 (474 amino acids)
Biological process (GO): regulation of DNA-templated transcription; nucleosome assembly
Cellular component (GO): nucleolus
Molecular function (GO): histone binding; DNA binding
Source: RefSeq, a predicted model, not a curated record
AAAAAGUUCGGUCUCUAUUUUGUUUUAGGCAUUCUGAAUUACGUAAGAUCAGCUAGAUUGCGAACAGAUGGCGAGCAAAUUCGACAUGGAGACCAAUAAUCAAUUGGAGGACGAAUAUUGCGACCAAGAUGACGAUGACCUCGGUGAUUUCAUCGUGUAUAGCGAUGAUGAUGACGAGUUGUCAAAGCAUAAACAUCAGAGGCAAGAGGAGUUGGAGGAUGACAUGGAAGAGGAAGUAGAAGAGGAGGUUGAGCCAGUAGAGGAGGAGGAGGAGGAGGAGGCUCCAGUUGGGCAGCAAGAGAUACUUAGCCUGAGGGAGCAGUUAAAGGAGGAAAUUAGGAGGAAAAAUGCAGCAAUGGCUGUUGGAACCAGCAAGGCUAGAUGUUCAUCUGUGAAUCGGACAAUAUUUCCGCCAGCGAAGGAUGGAUAUGGCACCUUUUUUGGUCCUUCGAAGCCAGUGCUUGCUCGCCGAGUCAUUGAAGAAGGGUGCUCAUCGUUCAUGAAAGAACGAAAAAAUGUGUCGUCCAGAAAAUGUGCCCAGUUGGUGUCAAAGGUGCAACCUGGUACAGUCGAGAAUCUGCAGAAGCCAAAGUUUGUCAGUGAGGAGAAAAGAAAGGUUGAUGCACUUCGCGAGAACCGAGACUACUCAUCUUUGUUCUCAGAUGAUGCUGAUACUGCACAACCUACAAAAGAGCAAUCUGACAAUAGAACAGCUCUUGUUCCCAAAUCUGAGUCUCAUGUCCAUGGUGGGGUGAUGCAUUCUGCUGGCAUGGGCACGCCGUCCUCAGGUCAACCCGCCAGAUUAUCGUCAAAAUACAAUGCUUCCUUUCAGGCCCGUGUCCAUGGUAAUGCAGGGUCUCUGGGAAAGGACUCUCUUGCACGCAGAAAAAGGAUGAUUGCUGCUGGUACAAACGGCUCCAACCUGCCUAACAUCAAGAAAACUCCAGGGUUGAAUCCAUCCUCGAAUAACCGAAAGAUGCAGCCGUCAGUACAGAGCAAGAAGCAACAGCAGCCUGCGUCCCAGGGCCAGAGGGUGCAGCAACAGUUGCAGAGUCCGAGGCUACAAGGCAAUGGCCAUCGGCUAUCCUUGAAAGGUAGGCCUGAUGGAUCUGUACAACGUCAGCGUAUUGGGCAGAAUGGUUUGGCUCAGAUCCAUGGGGGAUUGAAAUCAGAAAAAAAGCGGCUCGAUCCUGGCUCGAAACUCAUGGUACCUCGUCCAAUGGAUAGGCGUGCCGUGAAAAGAAAAUCCGAUGAUGGAGGGGGGAAAUAUUCAUUGAUGAUCAGAAAAAUUUUCAAGUACGAUCCUAACAAGUUUGAACCCGAAGAUGAUGAUAGUGACAUGGAAACUGAUUUUGCUGGCAUAGAGAAGGAAGAGAGAAGAAGCGCAGCACUUGCAAGGAAAGAGGACCAGGAGCAGCAGCUCCUGAUCGAGGAAGAAGAGAGGCGCGAGCGCAUGAUGAAGAAGAAAAAGUUAGCACACAAGGAAAAGUAGAAGCGGUCAGGGUAGAAACAGCCCUGCCAAAGCGUAGGGGUGGGUUUAGUUAGAUUGCGGCCGGGUAAGCAUCUAAGCUUUUGUAAGCCUGCUCCUAAGAACUGCAGAAAAUUUCAAACUCAGCACUUUCUUCAUGACCCAAGUUUAAGUUGUUGGUAUGGGAGUGCUUGGCCCUUGGGCAUCUGGUUCUGAUUGGUCUUGUUUGGUUUGUUGUAGAGUUCCUAGAACACACACCGUGAGAUGAGAAUCUUGCAUGCAUGGAAUACUAAAUGAAGUCUAUC